AUGGCGUUACACUGCGCAUCAUCGGCCAAGCUGGCCUUGCCAACCCUCCUGCGCAGUGUGUUCCGCUCCGAGGUAACCUGUGACUUGUCUUCUCCUGUUCGCCGCUGGCCACCUCUACGACCGCUCCAGCAUUCCCAACACACCCGUCCUUUUACUUCCAAUCUGCGCUUUCUCCAGUCCCAAAGCAACGACUCUGUCUCUACGCAACCUGAAUUCUACUCUUCUCCGUCUUUUGAGUCCACGCCGCAACCGGCAAGCACCCUGGACUCGACCGCGCCACACCAGAAAAACCGGUCUCAAGGCACGAAGUCUAGACCAACAAACAAACCAAGAAAUACCAAGGAUCAAACCGAGACAAAGAAACCCAGGGACCGCAAGGAUCGCAUGGAUUCGGAUAAGGAAAAGGAUAAGAAGCGCGACAAAGCGAACAAACUGCCAAAGCAACCUAAGAAACCCGAGACAUGGGAGAUCCAAAAGGAUGCACUGGGAAAGAAGUUCCCUGAUGGAUGGAACCCGGCAAAGAGACUCUCCCCCGAUGCUUUGGAUGGUAUUCGACACUUGCAUACGACCGCUCCAGAUCGAUUCACGACUGCUGUUCUCGCCGAAGAGUUCAAGAUAUCCCCGGAAGCUAUUCGCCGAAUCCUAAAAAGCAAAUGGAGACCAUCGGAGGGAGAGAUGGAUAAGCGACGCGUGCGAUGGGAGAACCGCCACGAACGUAUCUGGAGCCAGAUGGCGGAGUUGGGUUUGCGCCCGCCGACUCAGCGCUCGCAGCCUUUGUCGGAUACCAGGGGGCUAUUUAAAGAUAAGAAGAAAUAG
Messenger RNA from Penicillium manginii, 816 nucleotides. RefSeq names its product mitochondrial ribosome assembly protein RRG9 (gene rrg9). Gene Ontology annotation, cellular component: nucleus. The transcript has a single exon. The record is from RefSeq and is a predicted model, not a curated record. The coding region runs from base 1 to 816 and encodes 271 amino acids. NCBI's taxonomy places the organism in Eukaryota, Fungi, Ascomycota, Eurotiomycetes, Eurotiales, Aspergillaceae.